This is a messenger RNA of Phalaenopsis equestris, 2392 nucleotides long. RefSeq names its product mitogen-activated protein kinase kinase kinase 1-like. The record is from RefSeq and is a predicted model, not a curated record. Lineage: Eukaryota; Viridiplantae; Streptophyta; Magnoliopsida; Asparagales; Orchidaceae. Gene Ontology annotation, molecular function: protein kinase activity; ATP binding. The transcript has 9 exons. Bases 298 to 1977 code for a protein of 559 amino acids. Gene Ontology annotation, biological process: protein phosphorylation.
GUUUGGGAUGGUCUGUGUGUAACUAUCCCUUAAAAAUAUAAUAAUUUACAGAUAAAUUUUAUAAACUAUUAGCUGCUCAUCUUCCGCGGACAAAAAGAUUCGUCCCCAUCAGAGCAAAAGGACAAGAGAGCAACACAGAGGUGGCUGGCCAUGCUCUUAGAGUCGCCCGCCAUUUGUUCUCCGUGGCUCCUUGCUCGUUCUUCGUUUCACGACUCUCAAUCAUUAUGGAAAAAGUGAAGAAUGGAUCAGAAACCAUCGUGUCCCGAACCCUAACUCCUUCCCCCUAAUGGGCGACCAAUGUUCUCGUUCGGCAGGAAGAAGUUCAGCCGCUCGCGUGACAUGACGAUGAGUUCGGUUCGCCGACCGAAACUGGAGCGGAGGAAUGCCAGUAAGAAGAUCGAUUACGACGCUUCGCGGGCGCCGAGCUCGUCGGACGAGACGCCGGCGCUGGUAGCCCAUUCUCUGGACCUCUCGCCGGCGGCAUACUCAGACCAAACGAGUUUCCGCAUAGGAGGUAGCAUCGAAGGCGAGGUUGAACUCCUCUAUCGCAGCCUAGGUCUCUCCGGUCCUGAGGACUUCGCGAUCCCCGCAGCCGCGUGGGAGGCCUCCCUUAAGGCGCGUUCCUCCUGCGAUCUUAUCCUUUGCUCCCGAUUCGUCUGCUCUGAAAGCUCAGCCGAGCCGCAGCAAAAUCCGCCUCUCACCGCAGAUAGUCUGGCCGAUGGGGAGAAGCCAAUGGUGGAUGACAAGGCAGCGAAGAUCUCGCACCUUUUCGGUGGCGGAGGUGGCGUUGGAGAUGGAGGGAUUAAGAGCACUAGACCACCCGUCCUCGCUACUCCUCAGGGACCGAUUUCUGCGCUUUACCCACCGCCUGGAAGGUCAGUCCUUAAGCCGCCGGCUUUCAUGAAACAGUAUGUUCCUGAAAGAACGACCUCCCCGUGGGAUAUUGCUUCGGCUAACGAGAAUGAUGAUGGAACGGAGAGAAAAUUGUUUAAUUUGGAUGAGAAGGCCGAGAAAGAAGGAGAUGAAAGAAUGGGUUGUGGAGAAGCCUCAGUGCGUUUUGGGGAGACAUCGGAGGAUUGCACCGGAUCAUUCUCGACUUCUAAUGAUGAUGAUUCGUCCAGCACCACUACGGAAUCGAUGUUUGUAAUUUCACCUUACGAACGGCUUCAGAAGAUUAUUGGAUCGUGGAUGCGGGGGCAACUUCUCGGGACCGGUUCCUUUGGGACAGUUUACGAAGGAAUCAGCGAUGAUGGUAGAUUUUUCGCUGUUAAAGAGGUAUCUUUGCUCGAAAAAGGAAGUUGUGCUCAACAAUGUAUUCUACAACUUGAACAGGAGAUUGCACUUUUGAGUCAAUUUGAGCAUGAAAAUAUUGUUCAGUAUUAUGGAACGGACAAGGAAGAAUCAAAACUAUUUAUCUUCCUUGAACUUGUAACGCAAGGUUCUCUGGCCUCUCUCUAUCAAAAAUAUAAGCUGCGCGAUACACAAGUCUCGGCGUAUACUAGGCAGAUCUUAAAUGGAUUACAAUAUCUUCAUGAGCGGAAUGUGGUGCACCGAGAUAUCAAAUGCGCCAAUAUAUUGGUUCAUGCAAACGGGUCUGUAAAACUUGCAGAUUUUGGAUUAGCGAAGGAGAUAUCCAAACUCAAUGAUCUGAAAUCUUGUAAAGGAAGUGUAUACUGGAUGGCUCCUGAGGUUGUCCAUCCUAAGAAGGCAUAUGGGCACGCGGCUGAUAUAUGGAGCUUGGGUUGCACUGUUCUAGAGAUGUUAACACGACAGAUUCCUUAUCCCAAUGUGGAGUGGCAACACGCCUUCUUCAAAAUUGGACAAGGUGAUCAGCCUCCUAUUCCAACUAAUUUAUCCAAACAAGCACAAGAUUUUAUCAGAAAAUGUGUUCAGGUGGAUCCAAAUUGUAGGCCCACUGCAGCCCAGCUAUUAGAUCAUCCUUUUGUAAGGAGACCUAUGAAAAUCCACAACCAAUAAUAAUUCAUUCUUCCUAGACAGAUCUCUUCAUUCUUUGGCAAAGCUGUUGCUGGGGUGUAUAGGGCCUCGUUCCUGGUUUUGCAUUCUGGCAGAGCUUAAGCUGCGGUUAUUCUUAGCAAUCUUAUAUAUUGAAGCAGAAAAUAGCUAAUUGGAUUCUCAGUUUAUUUGUUUUUGGAUCGGCAUGCAGUACUGAAAUCUUUUCAGAGGUAAAUGUAUGUAAGUGCUCGGUCUUCCGCAAGUUAUCAAAUUUAUUUCUGUAGAGUACAAUUAGCUCUGCUCCUGAAAGUUGGGUCCAAAUUGUAGUAAUUCAUUGAUUUUUAAUUUUUUUAUUUUUUUGGUGAUGCUUUCUCUUUUAUAAAACAUGAGCGUUUUGACUCAUUCUCCAAAGAAUAUCAUAAAUGAUUGAACUAAUUGG